Molecule: messenger RNA, 1866 nt
Organism: Salvia hispanica
Lineage: Eukaryota; Viridiplantae; Streptophyta; Magnoliopsida; Lamiales; Lamiaceae
Source: RefSeq, a predicted model, not a curated record
CCACGAUUUGGAUCCAAUCAUCAACCCUUAAAUCCACGGUGGACACCACAUCGGCGCUCUCUCCUCCCUCUCUCUGCUAAUCAUCGGGACAACGACACAGCUGAAUUUCGCAAAAUUGCCUGAAUUUUGGUUUCUUUUCUGGUGCCCCUUCCUCUCUGUAGGAGACACGUCUCUUUAAUUGCAAAAUUAUUCGAAUUCCUGUUCCAGCCGUUGUGUAGCUGAGUUGACUCACUGGUCGUAUUCACCGAGUUUCGCCUCCUUGUCUAUUAGUGAAUGAUUUGAAGUGCAAAACUAGAAGAAAGUUCAAUUUGAAUCAUGAGUGGCAGUGAUGUAGAUAAAGCUCCCAAAGAAGGGAAGGAACUAAAGGAGCCAAAAACCCCUUCUUCUCAGGAACAGACUUCCUCUGCAUCUGGUGCAGUUCCUGCCGAUUGGUCUGGGUUUCAGACAUAUUCUCCUUUGCCUCCACAUGGGUUCUUAGCAUCGAGUCCGCAGGCACACCCCUACAUGUGGGGAGUUCAGUUCACUACUUGGCCCUUUGUAAACAUAGUUUGUUUCUUAGUUGCAUGCUUACUCUGGUCUUUGCAGCAAUUCAUUCCACCCUAUGGCACUCCACCACAUCCAUACGUCGCCAUGUAUCCCCAUGGGGGCAUAUAUGCCCAUCCGACUAUGGCUCCGGGAUCUUAUCCUUUUAGUCCUUUUGCUAUGCCUUCUCCUAAUGGUAUUGCUGAAGCCUCAUGCAAUGUUCCAGGAAACAUGGAGGUAGAUGGAAAGCCAUCUGAGGGAAAGGGAAAACUGCCUAUCAAAAGAUCGAAGGGAAGUUUGGGCAGUUUAAAUAUGAUCACGGGGAAGAACGACGAACCUGGAAAAACAUCAGGUGCCACAGAAAAUGGUGCGGACCCUAAAAGUGCUGGAACUGCAAGUGAAGGUUCUAGUGAAGGAAGUGACGAAAAUUCUCAAAAUGAAUCUCAGGAAAAGUCUAGUGGCAGGCCAGAUUCUGCUGAACCACCUCAGAGUAGGGGUGCACCUAAUAAUUCUCAAAAUGGUGCAUCUCAUGCAAUACCAAAUCAAGCUAUGGCUAUGGUGCCGAUUCCAGCACCGGCAGUGGGUGCUGUUAGUGGUGUUCCAGGUCCCACUACCAACUUAAAUAUUGGAAUGGAUUACUGGGGUGGUGCCCAAUCAUGUGCUAUGCCUGGAAUGCGAGGAAAGGUCCCUGCUGCUCCAGUCGCUGGAGGAAUUCCCCCUACAGCCUCAAGAGAAAAUGUGCAGUCACAACUUUGGAUUCAGGAUGAAAGGGAGCUUAAAAGACAGAGAAGAAAGCAGUCAAACCGGGAAUCUGCUCGUAGAUCCAGAUUGCGGAAGCAGGCGGAAUGCGAUGAACUGGCCCAGCGUGCUGAAAAGUUGAAAGAGGAAAAUGCAGCUCUUAGGGCUAAAAUGGCACAUAUGGAGAGCGAGUAUGAGCAACUUGUUGCUCAGAAUGCAUCUUUAAAGGAGAGACUUGGCGAAGUUAGUGGCGAGGAUGAUCCUAGGUGCAGUAGGGGCGAGCAACGGGCUAGCAACAACGAUGCUCAGUAAUAUCUGGCCCGUGUUAGCUUGAUCUAACUUUCCAUGACAGGGAAGCUGAUAUUUACGUAGUAUGUAGCUAAUAUUCGUCAACGCUGACCUUCUUAGUUUCGACACCAUCCGACGUUCUCAGUGUGACCAGUGUUUUAUGGCCAGGGAAGACAGGUGGUGCAUAGAGCUGAGCUCUCUUAUAUAUGCAUGCUUUACCCCCCAAUUCUGUCAAAAGGGGUAUUCUUAUUAAUUUGUAUGUUCCUCACAAUGGUUGGAUGGGAAAAAGGUAAUAUGGAGAGAAUAAUCUUCCUAGUA